CGUCAGAGCCGGUCCCCUCCAGACUUCGCUGGGCUGUGAGGAAACCCGUGCGCUCGCAGGCUCCGUGAGUGGUUUGUGGCGCUGGAGGGACGCGGUCGGUGCAGCAGGUCCUGCCUACAAACAACGCCGAUGGCGACCCCCGCGAGGUGGGCCCGUCAGCACCCAGCAUGAGGUAGAGGACCGCGGGGCGGGGGGCGGGAAGCCGGUGCGCUGGAGUCCAGCAGGGCGCGUGAAGCGGAGUAGAGCAGAGAUGGGUGCUGGAUGGAACGAGACAGGGUUGGCUGUACUAGUUAGCUCCACGGCUAGCUAGGUAGCCCGGACUGUACCUCGAUGCUACCUGUCUUCCCACACACCAGUCCGGCGGCGCGCCCAGCACAGCGGGAUGUUCGAGGAUGAUGGCAAACGGAUGACAUCUAUGGAGUUGUAUUCCCUCACCCCUAAGUGACCCCUGCCCUCCCUUUUUUUAAAUCUUAAACAUACUUCCUCAACCUUGUCAAACUUUUUACUUUUCCAUGCCUUUCAGUUCCAUUCCCUGGCCAAUGUUUAAUAAAACUCCUGCACCCAAAUGCAAAAUCAUGUAAAUAACUUUUACCUUCUUCUGCCCUUGGAGCCCUUAUGGUAAAAAGACUCAAGAUUGGAUACAGCUAAAUUUCUUAAUGUGCACAACGUCAUUGGUUAUCAAUUUUGUAAUCUAUGUUUUCAACCCUCCCCUCAUCUGUGACUGAGACCCUGGCUAUUGGGACCCUUAUCUUUGUUGUAACACCAGCUCCCUACCUGUAGCUGUUUCCUCCCUCCCCAUCCUUCUUGAAGUCUCAUUGGGCCAUGGUUCGCAAGAAAGGCUCUCUCAUUUUGUGUGGAGUUCUCCUGUUUGUUGCCUGGAAUGCCUUACUUUUACUUUAUCUUUGGGGCCGUCCUCCGGUCGGUCGCCUCGGAGAAGGUGGAGGAGCCGAACCAGGGGGAAAGGAAGAAUGGGGCCUGGGAAAGAGAAAAGGAAGUGGGGUCAACCUAGCCGGGGAGGUGAUCCGGUUGGCAGAAGAAGUUGAAGUUGAGUUGGAGACCCAGAAAAAACUUCUCAAGCGAAUUGAAAGUCACAGGUCACUGUGGCAACAGCGGAAAGAUGUUGGAAAAAGAGCAGCAGACAUUGGGAAAGACGUGCAGAAGGAAAAUAACCUUGAACAGUCUCCCGAGGCUCUUCCUUCUCCGAAAGAGAAUUUAGAUAUCAAGGACCAAUUCUCAGUAAAAAAUACAAAAGCCUUUAUUCCUACGGCGGUAGACUCUGACAUAGAAAAGAAGCAGGGCGAAAAAGAACAGUUUGUUGAGAACAACAAACUGGAAGUUGCAGUUGCUAGCCCUCAAGUUGUCAUUCCAAUCCUAGUCAUUGCUUGUGACAGAGUGACAGUAAAGAGAAGCCUUGAUAGACUGAUACAGUACCGUCCUUCUCCCGAACUCUUCCCGAUCAUAGUCAGCCAGGACUGUGGCCAUGCUGAAACAGCCCGUGUAAUUGACUCAUAUGGUGAUCAGGUGACACACAUUAACCAACCAGAUCUGUCAGACAUUCGAGUACGGCCAGAGCACAGGAAAUUCCAGGGCUACUACAAGAUUGCCAGACACUAUCGCUGGGCACUCAACCAAGUGUUCAACACGUUUUCCCAGUCCACAGUGGUCAUCGUGGAGGACGACUUGGAGGUGGCACCUGAUUUCUUUGAGUAUUUCAGAGCCCUCUACCCAAUACUGCGCUCUGAUCCCACCCUGUGGUGUUUGUCUGCCUGGAACGACAAUGGCCGGGAUGCCCUGGUGGAUCCAGGCAAGGCGGAGCUUCUUUAUAGGACAGACUUUUUCCCGGGUCUGGGCUGGAUGCUUCUGAAGGAGAUGUGGAAUGAGCUUGAGCCCAAAUGGCCCUCUGCAUUCUGGGACGACUGGAUGCGUCAGCCAGAGCAGCGCAAGGAUCGCUCCUGCAUCCGCCCAGAGAUCUCCAGGACUAUUACCUUUGGCCGAAAAGGUGUCAGUCUAGGUCAGUUCUUUGACCAGUAUUUGCGCUACAUUAAGCUAAACACUGAUUUUGUGCCUUUUACCAAACAGGAUUUGUCUUAUUUGAUGAAGGAGAAGUAUGAUGAGAACUUUAUCAAGGAGGUUUACAGUGCCCCGCUGGUGAAGAUCGAGGACCUACAACAGGGGGGCAGCUUAAAAGGAAUAGGUCCAUACAGGGUGCAGUAUUCUAGCCGGGACAGUUUUAAGGUUUUGGCUCGUAAUUUAGGGGUGAUGGAUGACUUGAAAUCGGGGGUUCCUCGCGCAGGCUACAGAGGCAUCGUCAGUUUCCUGUCCCGGGGUCGAAGGGUCUUCUUGGCUCCACCAGAGGGAUGGACACACUACGAUAUCAGCUGGAGUUGAAGGAAAUUGGAUCCAGACAAGAUGUGAAUAGUGUUUAAGAGGGUAGAGGGCCUGACUGAAGAGGAACACCCUCUCAAACCAAAGAAUAUGUAGUCGGUUACAGUGGUUUAAUGAAGGAAACCGAGCAAAACAGAAAGAGGUGAACUUUAGCGGAGCUCUCCGAGGACAGUGGGGUGGACAAAUCUUUUAUGAGUGCAAGCCUUGGCUUGUUUUCCUAAAGCUUCUAGAAUAGGAGUGUUGAUAAAUUCAUUCUAUUAAUGGAAGAUGACCCAUAUCCAGGGUCAUCAAUUCACAUGACAAGUUGAGUAUCAGAAGGACUUCAGUGGCAAACUAUUAGUGAUCCUCAGCACUCCAGCUCUAGAAUAUUCUGUGAAUAUGGGCCCUGAACGCAAUGUUUCACACCGGGCACGAUAUGAAGUGAAGACAGAGACUGGUGUGUUGUAGAAGGAGCUGACAGUCCUUAUUGUUCUCUUGGUCCAGCUGGUCUCGGGAGGUCUUUCGUUAUAAUUCAAUGUCUUAAACAUUUCUAAAAAGCCCAAUUUGAAUUCUGUCAAUUUGAUGCCAGAAAAGAAUUGAUCUCUCUUUGUCAUUCGCUACGGUAUAUGAUACUGAAGUCCAGCCCAAGCCAAUCACUGCAACUACCUUCUCUCUGAGGGUCGAGAAAUCUAAAUUUUCAGUAUUUCUGUUACUUUGUGAAUGAACUUGAGCCCAAGAUUAAUGAGAUGAAGAUGUUUUUACUCAAAUACUGUGUAUAUAAUGAAUAAAGAGAUUUUUCAGUGAGGCAGUUUUUGGGAAAUAUUUUAUUUAAAUGUCCUCGGGAGAAGCUGUCCGGAAACUGGACUGAUUCCUGUCUCUGGCGACGUGUGAAACCACUGCCUGACAUGUUUAUAACUUUAAUAUGUUACAAAUAAAACCAACUAUUUUGAUAUUUGUCCACAAGUCGAGGGAGUCCUCUUUUUUGAGCAUUCAUUCAUUUGUAAAAUGCAUUCUGGAUGGUGGCUCAGGCCUCAGAGAUGAAACGGUUAACGUGGGGUUUCACAGUAUGAAGUUAAAUAUCCCUUGAA
Lampris incognitus (smalleye Pacific opah) is the source of this 3452-nucleotide messenger RNA. It is a transcript of the gene mgat1b, whose product is annotated as alpha-1,3-mannosyl-glycoprotein 2-beta-N-acetylglucosaminyltransferase b. Bases 823 to 2388 code for a protein of 521 amino acids. Gene Ontology annotation, cellular component: Golgi apparatus. The record is from RefSeq and is a predicted model, not a curated record. Gene Ontology annotation, molecular function: alpha-1,3-mannosylglycoprotein 2-beta-N-acetylglucosaminyltransferase activity. NCBI's taxonomy places the organism in Eukaryota, Metazoa, Chordata, Actinopteri, Lampriformes, Lampridae. The transcript has 3 exons. Gene Ontology annotation, biological process: protein N-linked glycosylation.